UCAUCCAGUUCCCAACCCUGACACCCCGACGCAAGUUCUAAAUCGGGUCGCAGCCAUGGCCGCGAGCGCUCUUCCAUCCAAGCUUUCUGAGCGGAUCUUCACCCAUGCGAUGGAGGACGCCCGGAUCAUGCCGCAUCUUCUCGUGAAGGGGCUUUAACCGCUGGCACCGCAAGGGACUAAGAUUGCCCCGUUGGUACUAGAGAGCUUCACCUUUGGUUUACUAUCUAAAGUUGUUGGGGGUGCGCCUUAGGAGGCCUAAGGCUAGUGACCUCCUUGUGUAUAAAAGAGGCCUGAAAUGGAGUCUAAGGGCUUGUUUGUGAAGCUUAGGGACUUAGUUGUAACAUCCAAGGGUCUUUUUGUAAGGUCCAGGUACCUAUUUGUAAUAUUCAACUCCACCAAUGGAAUUAAUAUAAAUAGUCAUCUCCUCCUCCCUAUAAAUAGAGCCUUAGAGCUUGGAGGAGAGAACUUUUGGCUAUUUGUUCAUUUGAUUCACUUGUUCAAUUGGCUUGCUUUCUCCCUUCUCCCUCUCUCCAUUAUUUGUUCGGGAUUCCCAAUCCCAACAAAAGCCAAAAGUGUACUGCACAAUGAGGCUGGCUAUAGCCUCUGCUCAUCCUUCAAGGCAAAGUCUGGUCCCAGCUUGAUUCAUGGAAGAAGAAACUUCAGCUCAGGCCCUCCUGGCACUAAAAACAUUCCCAAGAUGGACUCAGGCACCAAGGUAACCAGUGAACUGGGAACUGGAAAGAGAUCUUGUGUGGAAGGAGACUCUGAUAGCUCAAAGUCCCGUUUAAAGGAGAUAGCAGACAUCAUCGGGGUCUGUGGAUUGAUAUUUCACACUUACAACUGUGUGAUGACUUUCUAUUACGCAGUGCAGAUACACCGUAGUAUAAAGGCCUUGGACAAAGUAGAGUGACUAAGUUUGUUUAUUGGGGCAUUUAACUUGCAAAUCCCCAAUGCCCCCUAGUUUAUCUCAUGGUUUGUAAAUUGUAGUAGAAGAGGGCAGUUUGUCCUUUGCAGAUGUAGCACAAGCCCCCUGUAUGCCACUGAGCUUGUGAAACCCCUAGUACAAUCAAUGUACAGAGUCUUUGUCAGCUAUACAAAUAUACAAAAGUACGGCG
Molecule: messenger RNA, 1115 nt
Organism: Setaria italica (foxtail millet)
Lineage: Eukaryota; Viridiplantae; Streptophyta; Magnoliopsida; Poales; Poaceae
Exons: 6
Coding region: 296-910 (204 amino acids)
Source: RefSeq, a predicted model, not a curated record